This is a messenger RNA of Penicillium mononematosum, 1113 nucleotides long. RefSeq lists its product as uncharacterized. Lineage: Eukaryota; Fungi; Ascomycota; Eurotiomycetes; Eurotiales; Aspergillaceae. The transcript has 4 exons. The record is from RefSeq and is a predicted model, not a curated record. The coding region runs from base 1 to 1113 and encodes 370 amino acids.
AUGUGGGAAAAGGUCUUCAAUUCGGAGUCGGCCAUCUGGAGAGAUCGCUUUGGUAAACACUACGACAUUGCUCCGGGAAGACGCUCUAGGGAGUUGAAGAUUGAAUACCAGAUCCGCGCCAUUGUAUUGAGCCCUCCGAUCCAAUUUAAAGAGGAGGAAGACGCCCGUCAAUACCUCUGGAUGGAAGUCAUGCAGACUAUGCUCGAGGAGUGUCUGAAGCUACCCGUCGGUUCUGGAGCGACCUCAAAGACCCUGCAACGUAUACAUGAGACCCUCAAAGGGGUAGAUUUCCUGAGCGAGUUUAGAAAGGGACGAACUUCCUCGCCGCUUUUUUAUGCUCUCCAGCUUUGCCUAAGUUCAUUUGCUCUCGAUCCAACCAUCACCGAACCCUGUCGUCGAACCGACUACGACAUCAAACAAGUCUACUCAUAUGCAGACGAGGUGGGCGAGGCAUUCAUCGACCACGAUAACCUUGAUCUCGCUAAGCUGCUGAACUUGCGCAAUUUCUGGCAACGUCACUUGCUGAAUGCUGCCGAGCUUACCUUCCAAGAAUCCUUUUCUGGGCUGCCUGCGGAUAUGAAACCUAAGGUGCGAAAGGAUAUUCCAGCCGAGGCAUCCCGACUAAGCCCAUCGUGGCUUGGAUACUACUCGUGUAUACAUCCGCUAUCAGACCUGGAAAAGGCCAACCAGCGCCAGACAUGCGCUGAUCUUGAGACACACGGUGACGGAAUCGACAUAAUGUUCUGGCCCGCGCAAUGCAGCAAGAUCAUCCCUCCCGCUGGUGGGGUCGAUACUGAGCGGGUAUAUUUUGACGGCAAACAGAGAUCCUAUGAUGCCCCCCAUGAGGCAGGAAACCCUGUGUUCGGGUUCACCGAAGAGAUUGCUGUCCCCCAUGGUGGAUUUGAGGGAUGGACGCGGGUCUGUUUUACCAUCGUCGAAGCGGAUGAGGAUGAUGAUGAAGAGGAACCGCCUUCCUCUGCCGUGAUGGAUGGCGAGGGCUGGAUUCAUGGCUACGAGGCUGUCAUAGUACCAGGCGGGCGCAUGAUGCUGGGACGGUGGGUGGAUAUGAAGGAGCCAGAUGCCAGAGGGCCAUUCAUCUUUUGGGACGUGUGA